GGAGCGGUCGGGCCGGGCAGGGCGGCUGGGGAUGGGUGGGGGGGCCGACUUCCUGGGGCCGUCCGUGAGGAUGUCGCGACCGCCCCCGGGGGCGCCUCAGCCCCGGAGACGCCGCCACGACGGAGUCCGCAGCCUCCCUGCCUGAGGCGUCCGCGGCCCGGAUCCGGCCCCUCCCCUCCCCUUCCAGGUGCGGGCCGGGCAGGCGGCCGCGGCAGAUUUUAUCAUGUGGGCAACCUGCUGCAACUGGUUCUGCCUGGAUGGACAGCCUGAGGAGGUCCCACCACCCCAGGGAGCCAGGACACAGGCCUAUUCCAACCCCGGGUACAGCUCCUUCCCUUCCCCAACAGGCUCAGAACCAAGCUGCAGGGCCUGUGGGGCCCAUUUCGCAAACACAGCCAGGAAGCAGACCUGCUUGGACUGUAAGAAGAAUUUCUGCAUGACCUGUUCGAGCCAAGUGGGGAAUGGGCCCCGCCUCUGCCUUCUCUGCCAACGGUUCCGAGCCACAGCCUUUCAGCGGGAGGAGCUCAUGAAGAUGAAGGUGAAGGACCUGAGGGACUAUCUCAGCCUCCAUGACAUCUCUACCGAAAUGUGCCGGGAGAAAGAAGAGCUGGUGUUCUUGGUGCUUGGCCAGCAGCCUAUAAUCUCCCAAGAGGGCAGGACUCGUGCCCCCACCUUGUCCCCGGACUUCCCCGAGCAGCAGGCCUUCCUGAGCCAGCCUCACACCAGCACGGUACCUCCUACCUCACCCAGCCCCUCUUCAUCUGCACAAGCCACCUCUGUCCUCUCGGCCCAGGCUCAGGAGCACCAGCAGGCCAAUGGCCAUGUGUCUCAGGACUACGAAGAGCCCGUCUACCUGGAGAGCACAGCCAGAGCACCUGCUGAGGACGAGACCCAGUCCAUCGACUCAGAGGACAGCUUCGUCCCAGGUCGGAGGGCCUCUCUGUCUGACCUGACCGACCUGGAGGACAUCGAAGGCCUGACAGUGCGGCAGCUGAAAGAGAUCCUGGCUCGCAACUUCGUCAACUACAAGGGCUGCUGUGAGAAGUGGGAGCUGAUGGAGAGGGUGACGCGGCUGUACAAGGAUCAGAAAGGACUCCAGCACCUGGUGUGUGGCACUGAAGACCAAAACGGGGGAGCAGUGCCAUCCAGCCUGGAGGAGAACCUGUGUAAGAUCUGCAUGGACUCACCCAUUGACUGUGUUCUGCUAGAGUGUGGCCACAUGGUAACCUGUACCAAGUGUGGCAAACGCAUGAAUGAGUGUCCCAUCUGCCGGCAGUAUGUGAUCCGAGCUGUGCACGUCUUCCGGUCCUGAGGGCUUGCAUCUGCUUCUUCAGUGCCUUACAGGGACAUAGCCUGGGGUGUCUGGGCUCAGGGUUGGCCAGCUUGCAGAGGCGGCAAGUUAAAAGAAGAAAUUUUGCAGUGUUCCCAAGAUCAGGGCAAGCAAAGAUACCAUGUUACGCCUGGGCAUGCCUGUCUUGCCAUGGGGGUACCCCUUUUGACUGGCAAAGCCCCAAGGCCAGUGGGGACUGCUACAAAUCACAUGGGUGAGUCCUUAUUUCAGUGAUCUUGGGGUGAUGAUGGUACAUGAUGAAAAGACUUGCCAGAACUUCGACCAUGUCUUUCCUCCCUUCCUCUGAGAACCUAGCAGUUUCACCCUUCCUCCUAUAUCCCACCCAUCCCCUGGAGAUGCUUGCCGUGUAUUUCAUCAAUCAAAAGUCCUGUCAGAAAUGGUUCUCUUCCUCUCCAGCACAUUUGGAUUUAAAUUUCUGGUCUCUGGCUUUCUGUGCUUUAACCUACCUUUGCUAAAGUCUUUUGCUACACUGCCUAAAAUCCAUUUGUUUCUUUGGACCAAAAUUGUUAGUUUACCAGACCAACUGUGGUCCUUAGGAUAGAAUUU
Molecule: messenger RNA, 1897 nt
Organism: Propithecus coquereli (Coquerel's sifaka)
Lineage: Eukaryota; Metazoa; Chordata; Mammalia; Primates; Indriidae
Gene: RFFL
Product: ring finger and FYVE-like domain containing E3 ubiquitin protein ligase
Exons: 7
Coding region: 224-1312 (362 amino acids)
Biological process (GO): protein K48-linked ubiquitination; negative regulation of extrinsic apoptotic signaling pathway via death domain receptors; proteasome-mediated ubiquitin-dependent protein catabolic process
Cellular component (GO): cytoplasm; plasma membrane
Molecular function (GO): ubiquitin protein ligase activity
Source: RefSeq, a predicted model, not a curated record